Symbiodinium necroappetens is the source of this 576-nucleotide messenger RNA. Lineage: Eukaryota; Dinophyceae; Suessiales; Symbiodiniaceae. The record is from the annotation of a GenBank genome assembly.
AUGUCGACUGCGCAGCCUUUGCUGCCGAAAACCAGCAUCUUCGAGUCCUUGGCACGGAAUCCCAAGGUCUCUCGCUUCAUCUCGACUGCUGCAGAAGCAAAGGACGACCCCAAGUUGCAAGAGACCCUGGAGAAGUUGAAGCCCUGGGUGUUGGGAGCUCUCGGAUUUGCUCGAGCAGUCGUGCAAGGCUACUUCAGCCUCUAUUCAUUUUUCUACGACAUUUUCGUGAAGCUUCCGGCAGACGAGCUGAAAGCAGUGAUUGGACUCGUCCUUUGCUUCUUCGGUGGAGUGUAUGUCACCCUCAUUGCUGCCGUGGAGGCUUUCCGAACAAUGGGUGGGCAAAGUUUGUACGAUGACCUGGCCUACGUGAAGCUGGAACUGGACAAUGUUGCUUGGUUGCAGUGCGAGGGUGCCUGGAGCAGGCAAAGCUAUGGGCACUGUCGCACUCUCAUAAACUUACUUUCGCCCCUGGCCUUCGCUGAAUCACUCAUCAAAUUCGGCUUUCCCCUGCAAACGCUCGCGCCAGGGCAGCGAAUACGCAGCGUGCCCGCAACAAGCUGCGAAGCCCAGCAUUGA